AUGCUGUGUUUACUUUCAAAAUCAAGACCUGUCUAUAUUAUACCAGUGUUUCGACGAUUUACAGUUCUGUUUGAGCACUCACGCAAUUAUCAAACACGCAUCCAAAAAUUACAUGAUGAUGGGAUCGAUUUGAAACACCAAUCAUAUGAAACCGAUCCCAUUGAACAUACUCGACGAUGUACAUUGUACAAAAAUCAUGACAUUUGGACAUUGUAUAAAACAAUUUGUCCAAAUGCACGAACACUCGGUGACGCUUUAUAUGAAGGUUGUGCUACUUCAAACGAUGGUCCUUGUGUAGGUAUUGUACAACCAUUGAACAGCACAGAACCAAUAAAAUGGCUGUCCUAUUCGACAGUAAUUGAACGCAGUCGUAUCAUCGGUUCAUAUUUAUGGACAGUUGGAAAACUGACACCAAUGAAGUCAAGAGUAGCCAUUGUUUCAGCGAAUCGACCUGAAUAUCUAUUCGUUCAACAGGGAUGCUCUAUGUAUGGAUUUACUCUGGUAAAUCUCUAUACCAGCUAUGAUUCUGCGACUAUUAUGAGUCUACUUGAUCGAACUAAAACCGACGUACUUGUUGUGGAAAACAUCGAACGUAUUAAAUCAUUUGAAGAUGAGCUAUUAAAAAAUGAACAAAUUAAACAGAUCAUUGUGAUGGAUGAUAUAGACUGCAACAAACAUGAUAAAAUACGAAGCAUCUCAUCAAUCUUAAAAACGAUCACAAAAUAUGAUAUACGUGAAAGACCGACCAUCGACCCAGAAAGUAUUGCAACAUUCAUUAUGACAAGUGGAACAACAGGUGACCCUAAAAUUGUAAUGCUAUCACAUGAAAAUCAUUUGGCAGCAUCGAAAGGAAAUCUUCUUCGUGUAGAACAGGCUAACAUAAAUGAAGUCGUUGCAAAGCGGCAUUGUUCAAUAUUACCUAUGGCUCACAUAUUCGAGCAAUUUAUUCUUCUGGGACUCUUUCUACGCGGUAGACAAGUGGUAUUUUGUCCAUCAACAGACAAAAUUGUUGAGUAUAUGUCUAUUGUAAAACCCACUAAACUUACACUUGUACCUCGCAUUCUCUACAAAGUUUACGAUAAGGUCAUGGCUGAAGUUACUAAAAGUAAAUUAAAAUAUUACCUUGUUCAAAAAGCAUUAAACAGGGAAGACGCGUGGUGGUUAUCUCGCUUGGUUUUUCGUAAAGUAAAAAAAUUAUUCGGUGGUGAAGUAAAAGCGAUAUUUGUUGGAUCGGCACCUAUUACAUCGGAUGUUUUGCAUUUUUUCCGUAUUGCACUCGAUACACCGAUCAUGACCGGAUAUGGACAAACAGAGUCGACAGCUUGUGCCAAUCUUACCCACCCGGUGGAUAUGUCUUCUGACACAGUUGGCUCACCUGUUGUCACUGUCGAACUUAAAUUGAUCGAUGUGCCAAAUACAAGUUAUCGAAGCGACAUGAAUCAAGGAGAAAUAUGUAUUCGAGGUCCGGUCAUCUUUAAAGGUUAUUACAAUGAUGAAGAAAAAAGCCGUGAAGCAAUCGAUAAAGAUGGUUGGUUACAUACAGGAGAUGUUGGCGAAUGGACAAGUAAUGGAGCGCUACGUAUUAUAGAUCGUACAAAACAUAUAUUCAAGUUGAAUCAAGGUAUAUAUAUUGCCCCAGAACGUCUUGAAAAUAUUUAUAGUCGUUCUCAAUGGAUUGCACAAAUUUUCGUCGAUGGAAUUUCCACAGAAGCAACAGUAGUAGCAAUUGUUAUUCCAGAUGAAGAGUAUGUACGAAAAAAUUUCGAAUCAGCGCACGCAACCAUGCCAUUCUCAGAACUUUGCAAAGACGAAAAAUUGAAACAGAUCAUAUUAAAUGAUUUAAAUCGCUUAGCAAAAGACAAUCAGUUUAAAUAUUUUGAAACAAUCAGCAAUAUUUAUAUUCAAUCUGAGUCAUUCUCACUCGAAAAUGGUCUACUUACUACUACGCUCAAAACACGCCGAAAUAAUGUUCGAAAACAAUUUCAGACAAUCAUUCAAUCACUUUACAAUGUUGAUAAAAAGGCAAAAGCAUGA
Rotaria socialis is the source of this 2034-nucleotide messenger RNA. NCBI's taxonomy places the organism in Eukaryota, Metazoa, Rotifera, Eurotatoria, Philodinida, Philodinidae. The record is from the annotation of a GenBank genome assembly.